Messenger RNA from Symbiodinium sp. CCMP2592, 4053 nucleotides. NCBI's taxonomy places the organism in Eukaryota, Dinophyceae, Suessiales, Symbiodiniaceae. The record is from the annotation of a GenBank genome assembly.
AUGGCGGCCGUUGUGAAGCAACUUCUGGCUUCACAAAACUUUUUGAAGCAGGUUCGACACCUGCAGAACUUCGAGCAGCUACAGCAGAAGCAGCACGUGGUCCUGAAGUCUUUACUGGCGAAGACAGCCACCCUGUCGGCGGACGAGGCGUGCCGCAUCUACGAUGCACAAGACCGGAACGUGUGGACGGAUGCACAAGUGCAGGAGGUGCAGGCAGCGGUCGCGGCGAUCCCCUCCAGCGAGGCGUGCAUGAAGAAGGGGCAGCUGCAGGACUUUGCGGCAUUUGUGCCGUUCUUGAAGAGGAGCCAGUGGCAGGAGCUAGAGGGAUGUCGCAUGCAAGACCAGGUGAGCGUGAAAGUGUUGAGGUACUUAGCUGAGCUUGGCCUGCGACAUCCGACGGAGCCUACUCUGGGCAAUGUGCUGAUCUUCAGCAUCCUGAUGCUGGAGAUGCCGCUGCCGGAUGCCGAGACGUUCCAGACGGAAUUUGAAAGUUUCAAGCCGGCAGCUCGGCGCUUGCUUACUGCUCACGGCAACCCGCUGUUUCACUUGCAGAUGCUGCCCGAGACUGCGGCUGCGUUGCCGGUUCAAGUGGCCCAGGCUGUGUAUGUCAGGGAGGGCCCGGCGAGAGGUAAGGUGAGCAUGGAGCAGCUCGGUUUCGCUGCUUCCAAGUUACCGCUUCGGAAGAGCAGUGCACAGCUGAAGAAGCAGCCGGAAAACGCAGGGCAGCUCCUGGGCGCCCUCGUGCAAGGACUGUCGAGUAGCUUGAGUAGCGGGUCGGGGCGGCCACCGGCUUUGCCUGUUGCACAACCGCCCAGAGCGAAGCAGCCGCUGGCAAUCCUGGACCGUGAGCCCCUGGCAAUCCUGGAUCGCGACAGCGAGGCCCCGCCGGCCGUGGAAGCGAAGGUUGCGGAGGAGAAGACCAACGAAGCCCAGGCUUUGGAGGAGCCGGCGGCCGUGGAAACGGCGGAAAGUCACUUCGAGCGGCUUCAGAAAGCUCUGUAUGGCGACGAGCCCCAAGCUUCGCGAGGGAAGAAGCGAAAGGCUGAGGCAGAGCCGAUGAAGAGACCUGCCGCAGCGAAGCAGCUCCAGAAAGCUCUGCGAGACGACGAGCCAGAAGCUUCGGGAGGGAAGAAUCCAGAAGCUGAGGAGGAGCCAGAGCCAAUGAAGAGACCUGCCGCAGCGAAGCAGCUCCAGAAAGCUUUGCAAGGCGACGAGCCAGCAGCUUCGGGAGGGAAGAAUCCAGAAGCCGAGGAGGAGCCAGAGCCGAUGAAGAGACCUGCCGCAGCGAAGCAGCUCCAGAAAGCUUUGCAAGGCGACGAGCCAGAAGCUUCGGGAGGGAAGAAUCCAGAAGCUGAGAAAGAGCCAAAGCCGAUGAAGAGACCUGCAGCGAAGCAGCCUUCGCCGGCCUUGAAAAGACCUGCUGCGGCCGCGAAGCCACCCGCCGCUCCGUCUGGCAGGGCAGCUGUGCCGGGCAUGACCUGGGAGGUGCCCAUGGGCGACGACGAGGAGAAAGAAAAGAAAAAAGAAGAGGAGGAGAAGGCGGCUAAGGCCGCCGAAGCCGAGACCUCCUCCGAGGAGGAGGAGGAGGAUACCGGGGCCCUCACAGGUGAGCCGCUGCUCGAGAACCCGCUCUCGCGGAGGCGGGAGGCGGAGCUGAAGGCUCAGCUGCACGAGCAGCUUCAGAGGGCCUCGCCAAAGAGCUCGCCGGCAGCAGCCGCCCGGGACACGACGAGGGCCUCGCAAAAGAGCUCGCCGGCAGGAGCCCCCCGGGACACGACGGACGCCUCGGAGGCUACAGCGAAGGGCAACCGGGGACGAGGGCGGCGAAACAAUGCAGCGAGGACCUACCGCUGCAAUCGCUGCCACCAGUACCUGGUGCCGACGGUGGCAGGCUACAGGUCCCAUCGUCGCAGCGCCCUGUGCUUGGCCUGGCGAAGAUGGGAACUGGGGGCGAGACCCUGGGACACUUGCGUGUCCCGGGGCCAGGCCGACUACGAGGCCUGGUGCAACGGGCACUUCCCCUUCGAGGACUCCGACUGCCCGCCGGACUUGGAGGAGGCGAUGCAGACGGCGGCCAAUGCAGCACCGGCUUCCUCCGUGGCUUCGAGUCCCAGCGGAAAGCCGCCUGCGAACCGCGGCAGCAUCUGGACGGCGCCUCCUCCGCUGCCGGCAGCCUUGCAGAAGCCGGCCUCGAAGCCGAAGCCUGCUCACGUGCAGCCGCCGCCGAGGCCCGUGCAGCAGCAGGAGAAGAAGCCGGCGGCGGCGAAGAAGCUGCGGCGAGGGAGCAGCUCCGACAGUCGCCGCCGGCGACGUAGAAAGCGAUCGAAGGCCCGGUCGCAGUCUCCGGUCAAAGACCGGGACAAGGACCCACGGGAUCCGGGCGGAGACGUUGCGAAACUUGCCCUGCAUAUGGCCGCAGCUGCUGGCUCCCUUUUUUGUGUUGGGGCCUGCCGCAGAAUGGCGGACUUCUCGCGGAGCGAGCUGUGCGAGCUGCGGAAGCGGCUCAUGGAGCCCUGCGAUGGCGAGGUGCCUCUGCCGCCGCCGGAGGAGUGGAUAGACCACGAGCUGGAGCUGGUGCGUGAGACACUGUAUUUCAUCAUGCAGUUCCGCUCGGUUGGCAAUCGGGACGUGCUCGCCAAGUGCAUCGGGGUGCUGGCGUGCCUGCGGUCGAUGUGGGAGCAGCUGUUCGACGGCUGCCGAAACAAGAACCGCAUGUGGAGCGGCUACUCUUUCGUGCCGCGAGAUCCCGAGACCGACCUGGAGUCGUGGCUGCGGCAGGUGCCAGCCUUGCAGCUGCGGGAUCGAGUGCGAGAGCUUCGCUUGUGCCUAGGCAUCCUGCCGCACUACUUCGGCCGCAGACUGGGCACGGAAUGGGACCAGAACUUCUCCACGGCGAGUCUUGAGGCCGCCAAUGUGCUGCAGAGACUGCAAGAGCAGCCUGCUUUAAAGGUAGCGGUGCAGACGGGUGCGACUGUGAGCACCGAGCGGGUCAAGCCGGAAGCACCGGCAGCCGAGACGGAGGAGCUGCAGUCGCAGCAGUCUCGUGCCGGAGCAAACCUGGAAGAGCCCACCAAAGAGGUCCAGACCUGCAAAGAGUGCAAGCAGGAGUACGCUGUCGAGGAGGACGACAAGCAGGUCUGCAAGCACUGCAGAAACCUGAAGCUGCGGCUGUGGCGCCGGCUCGGUGCCUGGUCGACCUUCAACUCCCUCAGCGACACCGAAAGGGAGCGGUUCUUUGUGAAGACGCAGGGCACGUCCUGCUGGCGGACAAUCCAGUCUCAGCUCGUCGAAACCUUGACUCGCCAGCGAGUCUCGGAGACUCGCAGCGAGACGGGCGGCUCCUACCUUCCUGCCUCGGUGCUGCUGACUCAAGGGUACACACAGGACGUGAUCGACGCCUGCAGCGACACGGAGGAGAACCCCGCCUUGGGCGGCACGACGUACUGCCUGAAGGUCCACUCCGAGUACUGUGUCGAGACGGAGAAGACCGUCCGCGAGGAGCUCUUGAACCGGGUGAAGCAGGUGUGUGCUGGCAAGCAGGUGCCCAAGGAGUGGGACAUGCAGCGGCCGGAAAAGCCGGGCAAGAACGAGAAGCCGGACCGUACGGAGGAGAAGGAAGACAAGCAGAAGGCCAAGUUCCGGAAGGUCGCUCUGGCCCUGGCCAAGUCGGCCCUGCCUCAAGUGAGUGCUGCCUGGUGCAGCCUGCAGACGGCGGUGUCGGGGGCGGGCCUGCCGGCAGACCUGGAGGAGGCAAAGAAGGGCGAGUUGCUCGGGAUGCUGCGGAAGCUCGGGGAGUGGAAGAACGCCUGUGAGCACACCCUGGCGAACAAAGAGAACUUGCAGGACCUGCCGGUGCUGCCCUUCCGCAAGGACGAGGUGAAGCCCACCUGCAAGGCUGCAGCGGAGCAGCUGAAGGACGUGAAGCUUUGCAGGGCCGCGGCCGCCAAGCUGAAGCGGGAGAGCAAGGCUGCUGAGAAGGCCAAGCAGGCCGCGGCGCCGGCAGGCGAGCCCAAGGCAAAGCGCCCCCGCACGGCCGCGAAGAGGGGUGCGUGA